CAGCGCACCGCUCGCAUGGCAGAUGCUCCGCUCAACAACUCUUGGCCCUCCUUCUCCAAACUCUGGAUAAAGAGAUUGUCCUUCAAGAGAGCCUCCGAGUGCAAGCCCUACAGUGGACAUCCAGUUGGACAAACAAGUGGACCAUGUAGUGAACGACUGAGUGGACAACAGCAUGGUCAGUGUCGAGCUCCUGCGGGGACAACCUCCUCCCCCUCUCCUUCACCUCCCUCUAUCACGGACGCUUUUUUCUUCGGCAGCACCAACGAGGAGCAGGAUGCGUGCUCUGUAGUGAGUGAGUCUGAGGUGAGAGGUGAGGAGGUGAGCAGCAGCGUGGAAGACCUACAGGGCCUGAGCUCUUCCUUUGGGGACGCAGACUACUUCAGAGAUUUGGAGGUGGUUUUCGACAGUCCUUUGCAGACCAGCAGUCUGGAGCUGACCUCCCAGACCACAGCACCCCAUGUGACUGAACAACUAUCAACCGAGGAAGUGCCCGGCACCCUUCUGGUCACCCAGCUGAGCCCCAAAGGUUUCCCGAGCUGUGUGAUUGACAGCCAUGACUCUGUGGGCCUGGGAGUUGUUCUUAGUGUGACCACUGAUCUGGAUGGAAGGUUGGAAUCGAUGGAAACAACUCCAACCAAAACAGGAAACGCAAUGCAUUUCAAUGGAGAUGUCGAGGUUGACAGCUUCCCUAAUUUAGCAAGAUCCACGUCGACCUCACGAAGGCACAGCUGGGGUGUCCCUGUUGCCCCCAUGAACCUGGGGAGGAGACUUAGUCUAGACACUAUGGCCAUGAACAGCGAUGGAGAUGAAGACGAGGCAGGACACAACGGUCUCUUUCAGUCCACCCAGCAGAAAACCGAUAGCGGCACAGCCCUUCCACUGGAUGAGAUAGACGGUCCCAAGGAGAGGCUCUCCUGUCCUGCUGCCAAGCUUGACGGUGUUCCCGGCAAGCAAGUGUAUUCCCGCUCUGAGAUCCUCGCCACGGACGAAUGUUCACGUGCAGCACACAUCACACGUAUUGUACGGACAUCCAAACAGGCUGCGAGGGCAGCAGGAGCAGAGGAGUUUGACCCUGAGGAACACCUGCAUUCCAAUGAGGGGCAGAGUCACAUGCUGAUGGUACAGAAAGUUCUGCAGGAGUUGAAGUUGUACCACGGAGCUAAGCAGGGGAACAACAAAACCAAUGACAAAGAUACCGAAAGUGUCACAUGGUACGAGUUCCUCUCUAAUGAGAAUGAGGAAGAGGAUGAUCGAAGUGAGAAGGUGGAAAAAGGCAUCAAGGUGAAGAGGACUCUCAGCUCACUGAGGAACAGGAUGACCGGCUCCUUCAAUAAAGAUAAGGGUAAGAACCGAGAUAAACAGCAGCAGAGGGGUAAGGAGAAAGAGAGGGAGGCCAAAGAGACAGAGUUCAGCCACAACAACGUGCAUCUUUUUGCGCUCGGCACUUUUUCCAGCUGCGCCACCUGCUCCCUGUGCGGCAAGACGCUGCAGAAAAAGCAUAGCCUUCAGUGCAUGAAUUGUGCUGUGAAUGUUCACAGGAGCUGCAAGUCUCUGCUGGGUGACUGCACCAGCACCAAGAACAAGAGAGAUUCUUUAUCAAGGACAGGCCCAUCUGGAUCUCCUAAUCUCCUACUAAAAGACCGCCAUAGAGAGGAGGAACAGUCACGCACAGCCUCAUCACAGACCCUGAAUGGCCAUGCAAAUUUUCUCGCCCCCCCAGGCAUGACUAUCAUUCCACGGGGACCAAGUUACCAGCUUAUUACAAAACCUAACAUCACCUCUCCUGGAGCUCCUGCUUUAUACCUCGGCCACAGCCUGUGCCACCACAGCAGCUCAGGGUCUCUCCCUGGGGAGAUGGAUGAAAACGACAGUCUUCGCUUCAAGCGCUGCAAUGAAGACACCAUUUCUCUCGUUCCCUCCACAACUGAGUCUAUCGUAGUAGAGGAUGCUCACUAUGCGGAAGUGCGAGCAGAUCUGGAGAGUGAUGCACAGGACCUAGAGGUUGAGUCCUGGAGUUUGGCUGUUGACCAGCAGUUUGUUAAGCAACACUCUAAAGAUGCCAUAAAGAGACAGGAUGUCAUAUAUGAGCUGAUGCAGACAGAAAUGCACCACGUGCGGACACUGAAGAUAAUGCUUCGCGUUUACAUCAGAGAAUUGAAGGAGAACCUCCAGAUGGAUUCGUGCAGACUGGAAUGUCUCUUUCCGCGCUUGGAAAACCUGCUAGAGCUCCACAUGCAUUUCUUAUCCCGACUUAAAGAACGCAGACGAGAAAGCAUUGUUUCACCCACAGACGGCAACUACAUAAUGGACAGAAUAGCAGACAUACUCAUUGCACAGUUUUCAGGUGAUGUAGGCGACAAAAUGAAGGACAGCUAUGGCGAUUUUUGCAGUCGCCACACUGAGGCUGUCACCUACUACAAAGAACAAAUGCAAACAAACAAAAGAUUCCACAGCAUUAUACGGAAAAUCAACAACCUGUCCAUUGUGCGAAGGUUAGGUGUGCCCGAGUGUAUUCUGUUGGUAACACAGCGCAUUACCAAGUACCCAGCACUUGUCGAGCGCAUCCUGCACAGUACAAAAGUGGGUACUGAAGAACACACGCAGCUCAACCAUGCAUUAGGUUUGAUUAAAGACGCCAUUGUUCAAGUGGACUCUUUGGUUAAUCUGCACGAGAAGACAUGCCGGCUUCGUGAUAUCCACAACAAGAUGGAGCCAAAGGCACUUGGGAAAAUCAAAGAUGGCCGAGUGUUUCGCCGAGAAGACUUGGCGCAGGGUCGAAGGCGCCUUUUGCAUGAGGGUACCGUCCACUGGAAAGCUGCCUCUGGCCGACUCAAAGAUAUUCUUGCAAUUCUCCUCUCUGAUGUCUUACUGCUGCUACAAGAGAAGGAUCAGAGAUAUAUAUUUGCAGCAGUGGACAAUAAGCCGCCAGUCAUCUCUCUUCAGAAGUUAAUUGUUAGGGAGGUGGCCCAUGCCGAAAAAGCCAUGUUCCUGAUUUGCGCUUCUUCCAAUGAGCCUGAGAUGUACGAGAUCCAUACGACCUCCAAGGAAGAAAGAAACACUUGGAUGACACACAUACGGCAAGCUGUUGAAAGCUGUCCUCAUACAGAAGGCAGGCUUUUCAGUGAGGAAGAGGAGGCCCGAGCUUCCCGGUUCAAAGAAUUUCAAGAACGUCUGAGCCAAAAGGAUGCUGUGAUUGUCCAGGCGCUUUCUGAGAAGUUGCAGCUUUUUGCAGACAUGGCAGAGUCUGUGGCAGGUCUGGAGGACACAGCUUCCCACUCCAAGCUUCUUUUACGGGGUAAUGCCUCAGAUCUCCAGCAGGGGGAAGCCUUGCUUAAGGAUGCCAUCACUGAGGUGGAAAACCUCCAGAAUUUACUCCAGUCUGGAGUGAGGGACAAAGUCGUGUCAUCACAGCAAGCUGAGGGGAGCAGCUCUGGACUCCUACCGAGGAGAGCAGACACCUUUGGGGGCUAUGACAGCAGCCCCACCAUCCUCACUAAGAAUGGCAAUAUGAAGAAGAACUUUUCUGGUGAGUCCAGAAACAGAGAACGAACCCAGCGGGCCAGCUCUGACCCUCAGCUCAAAGAUCUCUGCGGUUGCCAAACUCUGGAGCAGACGGUUGAUGAGACCUGCUGGACUCCAACAAGAUGGAUCCGGAUCUGGUCCAGCUCAUUCCCUGAGGCAGAGUUCUUCAACAAAGUAUUAAAACUUUCUCAAAGGCUCUACAGUCUGCAGGCUAUCAUAUCACAGCAAGACAGUCAAAUUGAGCUCCAGCGUGUCUCUCUGACGGAGCGUGCGUCUCUGCCUGGGCGCCACCGCGGGAACGUGCUCCUGGAACAGGAGAAGCAGCGUACACUGGCUCUGCAGAGAGAGGAGCUCGCCAGCUUCCACAAACUGCAGUCUCAGCAUCGCCAGGAACGGCAGCGCUGGGAGAAGGAGCGAGGGAAGCACCGCCAACAAGUGGAGGCGACAGAGGCCAGGCUGCGGGAAAGGGAGGAUGAAUGUAGGCGGCUGGAGGAGCGGCUGGCUGAAGAGAGGGUGGAGCUGGAGAGGCAAAGGGAGAUGUACCAACAGGACCUGGAGAGGCUAAGAGAGUCCACUCGAGCAGUGGAGAAAGAGAAGGAACGUCUGGAACACCAGAAGAAGAUCAAGAGGAAAACUAUUGAGGUGGCCCCUAUGUCUGGCAGUCUAAAUGGGGAGCUCCUCUUAUCCUCUGGCCUCAGCAGUUCUACCAGCCUCAGUGACACAUCCUUGCAGCCGAAGUCCCUGGUGCGUGGCAGCAUGUCGGUGUCGCCAUCUGACUACCCUGAGCGGCCCGAGGUGACGUUGCGGCGAGACGCCAGCUCCUCUACACUGCCGUUGAAGACGGAAGUGCCGUUGCAUCUCUUCAGCACCACAAACCAGCAGCACAAAUUGGUGGGAGUGCAACAGCAGAUCCCCACCAAGCUGGCCGCCCUCAGCGGUGCCAAAGGCAAGGGAGUUAAGAGUGGAAAGGCCUCGCAGCGCACUGACAGCACUGCCUCAGUGGACUUGAAGCAGAUUCUCCCCCUGAAGCUGUCGGCGCGUGACGACAACGCCCUCAAAUCCAAACGCUCCGUCAGCCCCCACCAGCAAGCACCGCUGUCUGCAUCUCCUAUGCCUCCUUCCCUCCUUCAUCACGGAGAUCAUCAGCAAAGUCCUUUGGACACUUCUGGACCCGAUUUCCAAUCCACCAUUGUAAACGUCACCUACCCGGCGGCGAUCCACAAGCCCCCCAUAGCCCCAGCCCCGGCCCACAUGCAGAACACCACGUCGGUCCAGUUCCCGCCCCAGGUACACUCGCAAGGCUUCAGCCCGAACCCCCACGUGCACGCGCAGGGCUUCAGCCACAGCGGGCCCCUCACCCCGCCCUACAACAACAACACAGAAGACCUCAAGGAAGACGUCAUCUUCUUUUAAACUCAGCGGAAACUGAGACUAUGCUGUGAAACACGGUGGUCUUCACUUUGCUUGUAGCUCAUUUCAAAAACCCAAACUAAAGCACCACAAGCUUCAUUAAAUGGACGGAAACUGAUCCAAAGAUGGCAGCCGGUGACGUGAAGACGAGACUGUCAGGUGCUAAAGUGUGGAAGAAGGGAGGUACCAAGGCCCGAGUGUGCGUGGUUCUCGGCAGGAAGUCCCAAGCGAUGGAACCAUGUCUGCUUGUGAUGGUUCAUUUGCACAGUGUAAAUAAUCCAUUCCGGACUCUUGAAUGAGCCUUUACUUAAUUAUGCUUUCUUAGAACAUUUGAUUUGCAAACAAGUGCUGUUUUCCAUCUUGGACAAGCCAGGAAAUGAGCUAGCCACUUCAUGUCAGACAUCACACCUUGACUCAUUUGCAAUUAUUGCCUUAAAAUCCGCUUUUCGUCCCCUAU
Molecule: messenger RNA, 5389 nt
Organism: Syngnathoides biaculeatus (alligator pipefish)
Lineage: Eukaryota; Metazoa; Chordata; Actinopteri; Syngnathiformes; Syngnathidae
Product: rho guanine nucleotide exchange factor 18-like
Exons: 32
Coding region: 16-4935 (1639 amino acids)
Biological process (GO): small GTPase-mediated signal transduction
Molecular function (GO): guanyl-nucleotide exchange factor activity
Source: RefSeq, a predicted model, not a curated record